Pistacia vera is the source of this 2528-nucleotide messenger RNA. Its product is annotated as calcium-dependent protein kinase 17-like. Gene Ontology annotation, biological process: peptidyl-serine phosphorylation; protein autophosphorylation; intracellular signal transduction. Gene Ontology annotation, cellular component: nucleus; cytoplasm. The transcript has 5 exons. The coding region runs from base 364 to 1908 and encodes 514 amino acids. Lineage: Eukaryota; Viridiplantae; Streptophyta; Magnoliopsida; Sapindales; Anacardiaceae. Gene Ontology annotation, molecular function: calmodulin binding; calcium-dependent protein serine/threonine kinase activity; ATP binding. The record is from RefSeq and is a predicted model, not a curated record.
AUGUAAAGAAGAGUUUUUGAACUGGUAAGAGAAACCAAAGACUUCGAGUUUUGAAGUGGUGGUGAUGGAGUUGUUCUUGUUGUUGUUCUUGAAUGUUUCUUCGAACAGCUGAUAGAUGCAAGAACAUUGAAGACCGCCAGUUUUUUACUUUGGAAAUUGGAGGCUUUGUUCGUAAUAAGAGUCUAGUAACGAUGGAGGGCUAAGUCAGUUUGAAAGUUGGUUCAGUGAAAUUGUUUUCAUGGGAAUUGAGCUGAACCAUUUUUGCUUGUGACAUUGACCUUUGAGCAUAAAAGAUGGUGGUUAGGUAGUAUUGAAACUCAAAAGCUUGGUCUUUGUUUGUGGGUAGAGUUGUGUGUCAUUGUUAUGGACAUAACCAGUGGUGAUGAAAUCACCCGGUCUUCAACACAAUCCCAUAAUUGUUACAAAGUUCCGAACCUUAAUGAAGCUAUUUUGGACGCAACCCAGAUCUCAAAUUUGAGUGAUCAGUAUGUUCUUGGAAAGCAGUUAGGAUGGGGUCAAUUUGGUGUCAUUAGAGAAUGCUUAGAUAAGUUUACUGGCGAGGUUUUGGCAUGCAAGUCAAUUGCUAAAGAUAGGUUGGUUACGGUGGAUGAUGUUUGUAGUGUCAAGCUGGAGAUUGAAAUUAUGGCCAGGUUAUCAGGGCACCCUAAUGUUGUGGACCUCAAAGCAGUUUAUGAGGAGAAGGAAUAUGUACAUCUGUUGAUGGAAUUAUGUGCAGGUGGAGAGCUAUUUCACCGACUUGAGAAAUAUGGGAGAUUUCCUGAGAUUCAGGCUAGAGUAAUUUUUAGGCAAUUGAUGCAAGUCGUUAAGUAUUGUCAUGACAAUGGUAUUGUUCAUAGGGAUUUAAAGCCAGAAAACAUUCUCUUGGCCACAACAUCUUCAUCUUCUCCAAUCAAAUUAGCAGACUUUGGUCUUGCAACCUACACAAAAUCUGGCCAGAAUUUGCUCGGGACUGUUGGGAGUCCAUUUUAUAUAGCCCCAGAGGUAUUAGCUGGGGGUUACAAUGAAGCUGCUGAUGUGUGGAGUGCUGGGGUUAUCAUGUACAUUCUUCUUAGUGGGAUGCCUCCCUUCUGGGGAAAGACUAAGUCAAGAAUUUUUGAUGCUGUUAGGGCUGCAGAUCUACGAUUCCCGUCUGAUCCUUGGGAUCACAUCUCUGAAUCUGCCAGGGAUCUGAUCAUGGGCAUGAUUCGAGUAGAUCCUUCCAAGAGGCUCUCGGCGGCAGAGGUUCUUGCCCACUCCUGGAUGGAGGAUUGUGCACAAGGAGCUGAAGGACCAUUCAGGCAGGAUGAUCGGUGUUGUAAAGAGCUGGAAGCGGAUGGAGGUUCUUUUUCUGCCUCAUUUGUCACUAGGAAACAGGACUACAGCUUCAGUGACGGUCAACUGGGACAGUCACCUGCAUUUACUUGUAAAUCAUCAUUUUCUACUUUGGUAGUUGAUGACAGUACUCCUUGCUCUGGAUAUGGAGGAUUUUCCUUUAGCAGCUGCUGUGAAUCGAGCACACCAGACUUCUCAUCUCCAAUUCCAUCAAUGCCAAGCUUCACUUUCUUCAGCCCAAGUUCUGCUGUUGAACAAGGAAAUCUUUCCUUAGGAUUUAGGGUCAACAUGUCAAAACUGGAUGAAGAACAUGGAGAUGCAGAAUCAAACUUGGGAAAGCUAUUUGUGCUACCGGAUUCUACAUUUCCUGUUAAGCGCAAAUCAGGAGAAACAGAAAUUCGGAGGACUGGAAUCUUGGGUUCAAGGGUUUCAGGCAUCCACAAUAAAAGGAAUCACACAAUUGGACUUGGUGAGUUUGAUCAGCUUAAUCUCAUGGUUACUGAAUCAGUGAUACGUUGGGCAUCAUGCACACACAUCCCAACUGCCCCAUCUCUUAGAUUAUCGCUUGUCUGCUAAAAAGUACAAGCCAGAAAGAUCAAUAGACACUGACACUGACAGAAUUGGUGUAUCUGAGAAGCUGAACUCCUGGUGUACAGGGCCUGUAUUGUUUAGUUGAAAAUGGUGUGGUUGAGUUAUGAUGCUUUUCUUAUUUGGAAAAUAUUUUUUAUGAGCAGCAAGCAAUUCUUGUAAUGUGUAACUUUGAGAAAUCCAAGGGUUGUUUUGGUGGUCAAGAAUGUUUGCUUUCAUUGACUUCUUGGAGUCACCCAUCACAUAUUUGUGGUUUAUUGUAAAACAUUGGGUUUGUAGGCAUGCAUAAGUUGGUCCGAACAUCCUAAUCAUUAAAAAAAAAAAAAAAGUGUAACUUUGAGGCUAGUAAUAGUAUAACUGAACUGAUUGAGAGUGUUCAAUCUCUAAUUUUUUUCAUAAUGAAAAUAGCAGAGAAUGCCAUUUCCAUUUGUCACAUCUUGUUUGGAUAACUUUUCUAUCUCUUAGAAAAAUGUAAUUUGCUAUGUCAGAUCAACUGUAAAAAUAUCAUCAAAUAAAAUUAAUAUUAAUAUUUAACUCCGUCAAUAAAAGAUAUUUUCAGCUAAUUAAACACCAAAACAUGCAGCAAUUAUAGAGAAGAAUAUUUCACG